Molecule: messenger RNA, 2795 nt
Organism: Aedes aegypti (yellow fever mosquito)
Lineage: Eukaryota; Metazoa; Arthropoda; Insecta; Diptera; Culicidae
Gene: Plod
Product: procollagen-lysine,2-oxoglutarate 5-dioxygenase 3
Exons: 5
Coding region: 376-2544 (722 amino acids)
Biological process (GO): peptidyl-lysine hydroxylation
Cellular component (GO): endoplasmic reticulum
Molecular function (GO): iron ion binding; procollagen-lysine 5-dioxygenase activity; L-ascorbic acid binding
Source: RefSeq, a predicted model, not a curated record
UCAUAAUCUCUCUGUCUUCAUGUAUUACACAUUAGCGUUUCGUCAAGUUCUAUAUUAGUACAUAUGCACUGAGCCCACAUUCUGGGUAUUCGAUGGUGAUCGCACAUUUACUUUGUAUGAAGCAUGUCGAUGUGCGGUGCUGUUGCUGAGGCGUGCAGUUUUAAUUAGUAUUACAGAAAAAUAGCCGCGUCUGGCGAUUCAAUUGAGUGAGUCCAUUCUGGAACGGCGGAUCGUCUCGUCGUCAUCGUCUAUCGUCUUCGUCGGGGUCGAAGGAUUUCAACUCUUUCCCAGAGUAGUAGAACUUGUUGCAAUUGGAGGAAUUUUUACACAAUUUUGUGAACUAAUGUUGUAUUACUUGUAACGAAGCGGGCUAAAAUGUGUUCUAGGAUAGUUUUAGUGCAAUUGUUGGCGGUGAGCGUCAUCGCGUUAAGUCACCGAAGCGUGGGUGAAGAAAAACCUCCACUAGUGUUUACUGUAGCGAGUAAUGCAACCGAAGGAUAUUUGCGAUACAUUCGUUCGGCUAAGUAUUAUGGUAUAGAGGUUUCCACACUUGGUCUGGGAAAACCAUGGCUAGGAGGUGACAUGACCCGCCUAGGCGGUGGCUACAAAAUCAACCUGUUGCGAGAUGCCCUGAAACCCUAUAAAGCCGACGAUGACCGCAUCGUAUUGUUCACCGACAGUUACGAUGUUCUGUUUCUGGCAUCCAUGGAGAAAAUCAUCGAAAAAUUCCGAACAUUUGACGCUUCGAUUCUGUUCGGUUCGGAAGGAUUCUGUUGGCCAGAGGAAGACCUGAAAUCCAAAUACCCAGUGCUCGAGGGUAGGGGUACGCGGUUUUUGAACUCGGGAUUAUUCAUGGGAUAUGCAUCGAAGGUGUACCGAAUGCUGAAGACCCCAGUGAAGGAUACGGACGACGAUCAGCUGUACUACACGAAGGCAUAUCUGGAUGAGAAACAACGAAAUGAGCUCAAAAUCAAGCUGGACCACACUGCUGUACUGUUCCAAAACUUGAACGGUGUUGAAGAACAAGUAGUGCUUGCACUUGAUGAGAAUGGAAAAGAAGCCUUCCUCAAGAACACGGAGUAUUCGACGGUUCCUUACAUAGUCCAUGGCAAUGGACCGAGUAAGUUGGUAUUGAACGGCUAUGCCAAUUAUCUAGCAGGUGCAUUCGUUGAUGGAGAAUGCAAAACUAUUAACGAGGAUCUCAUUCAAUUAGAUGAAGAAAAUUUACCAACGGUCAUGUUGGCGUUGUUCAUUGAGAAAGCAACUCCCUUUAUCGAGGAAUGGUUCGAAGGUAUCGCUAAGAUAAAUUAUCCAUCCAAGAAGAUGGAUCUGUUCAUCCACAAUAAUGUCGAUUACCAUAAACCAACAAUCGAUGACUUUAUAGAGAAAUAUAGCAGUAGUUAUCGAUCGUUCCGUAUGGUGGACUACACCGACGAUUAUGAAGAGCUAGCUGGACGAUCGCUAGCUGUGGAUCAGUGCCUUAAGAAGCAGUGCGACUAUCUAUUUGUCGUCGAUGCGGACGGUCACAUUGACGACUCGGAUAUUAUCCGUAAAUUGAUAGUGCAAAAUAAAAGUAUCAUUAGCCCAAUGUUAAACCGUCCAGAGAAAGUAUGGAGCAACUUCUGGGGAGCACUAAGCAGUCAAGGCUUCUACGCUCGAUCAAGUGACUACAUGGAUAUCGUUGGAAGAAAAAUUUUGGGACAGUGGAACGUACCCUAUAUCUCAACCAUCUAUUUAGUAAAAGCAUCCGUUUUGCCUCUGGUCAGUUACGAACUACAAGGCACUGACCCAGAUAUGGCGUUGUGCUGGCAUAUGCGAGCCAAAGGAAUCUUCAUGCACGUGAUCAACGCAGAACAGUACGGCCAUUUGAUCGAUUCUGAUUACUACGAUACGACCAAAACUCAUCCCGAUUUCUAUCAGCUUUUCAACAACAAGCACGACUGGGAACAGAAAUACAUUUCGCCAGAGUAUUACAAACAGUUAGAAAAAGAUUAUGUACAGAUUCAACCUUGCCCCGAUGUGUACUGGUUUGCUAUUGCGUCGGAACUAUUUUGCGAUCACCUGAAGGAGAUUGUGGAAGCUUUUGGAAAAUGGUCGGAUGGAACGCAUACCGACAAACGCUUGCAAGGAGGCUACGAAGCGGUCCCAACGAGGGAUAUUCAUAUGAAUCAAGUUGGGUUGGAGCAGGUUUGGUUGAAGUUCUUACAGCUAUACGUUAAACCCCUGCAGGAGAAGGUCUUCAUUGGAUAUUAUCAUGAUCCCCCACGAUCGCUUAUGAACUUUGUCGUGCGAUAUCGUCCGGACGAACAGCCAUCGCUGAGACCACACCAUGAUUCCUCAACUUAUACCAUCAACAUUGCCCUCAACAGAGCUGGAAUCGAUUACGAGGGAGGCGGCUGUCAUUUCUUGAGAUACAACUGUUCGGUAACCGAUACUCGCAAAGGUUGGAUGUUGAUGCAUCCGGGUCGUCUCACUCAUUUCCAUGAAGGACUGAGAACUAACAGUGGAACACGAUACAUUAUGAUUUCGUUUGUUGAUCCGUGAAUGGCGAAGGAGCCACUGUCAGCGUUGGGUAGGCGCACGAGUCAACCGAAAUUACUUAGUUUAUCGCGUCGACGACAUAUAGUUGUAAUAAACUUAGGGGAACGUUCCCUGUAAGUCAGAACUGCAUUUCAGUUUCGUAAUAUUUAAUGUGCCAUUUUGUCUGAUUAGCAAUUUUCAGUGAGCGAAAACAUUUCGUACAGAGUGAAUGUUUAUAUUUUUAAAAGCAAUAAAAGUAUCAUCAUGACAAUAUA